UAUUAACAGCGGCCAUGAAGCAGGUAGUUGAUGUGGAAGAAGAGACUUGACAAACACAAGUGAAGAUACAACAAACUCAGGGAAGUUCUUGGUCCUUUGUGGUAGUUCAGCUGGUAGACGAGAAUCAGGGAGCAUCAUAACACCACCUUGACCUGAACCUCCACGAAAGAAAAAGGAAGAGGACACAGCAAGUAGAGGGAUAACUACAAGUUUUAAUUGUUCUUCAACGAGGAGUCGGAACCUUCAUGUAAGCUUCGCGUGUUAUAGAGGAGGAGGAUCUUCAUGUGAUACAAAUUUAUUACAGUAGAGGAGGAAAAUACCAGUCAUGGUUGUGGUGCUGUGGCAGAACUGGGGAGAACACGUGGGUCGCCAGUUGCCACACUUCUUGGCCGGAGCGACGCUUACUGACGUGACCAUCUCUGUGGGGUCGAGGAGCAUCAAGGCUCAUCGCAUUAUUUUAGCUUUCUUCAGCACAUACUUUAGAAAAAUGCUGGAGGAAGUCAGUGAAGAGCGCCCAAUGGUGGUAGUCUUUCCUGGAGCCAAUUUUGACGCUUUACAAGUCAUCAUCGCAUAUAUGUACCGUGGACAGGUGAAUGUUCCUGGUGAGCUUCUUCCACAUGUUAUUGAACUGGCCAAGCUGCUUAAAGUUAAAGGGCUUAUUGAGCUUCCUGCACAAUUGGACUCGGUCAUCACUGGGUCAGGAGGGAAGGUUAACCACGAGGUCAUAACACACGAUAAUGAAGAGUCUCAGGAUAUGUGUCUUGAGGGUGAAGGGAUGGUAGAGCUGGAGGUAACGGCCGGUGAGCCUGACCAUUUAUCCGUCACCUCCAACUCUUCACUGUCGACUCAACACCAACAUCGUGAUAAUCCGUCGCAGGCACAGAGAGUCAACGCUAAGGCAACUGGUGUGGAUAUGAAGACAGAUGAAGUGGCCAACAGUACUGAGCAUGUCCUGAUCCAGCCAGAGGACAUCCAGCUGUCUACAGUAGAUGAUCUCACUCCUACACAUAUAGUAAAGCUCAGCGAGGACGGGACCAUGGGUGAGGUGUUGUUUAGCGGCGACUACAUCCACGGUGACGGGUCCACGGAGGAACACACGUCGGCCGAUGACUCCACCUCUCUGCAGGAAGAUCAAGAGUACUGGACAGCCAAGAAGAGAAGAAAAGUAAUGUACAAAUUUGCCAGAUAUGGACCAGAGGAUCUCCAGAGAGCAAUAGAAGAUGUACGUUCUGGGGUGGGCUCACUACGAGAGAUCGCUGAGAGAUGGGGCGUCCCACACUCCACGCUCUCUGUUAAUGCGAGACUGGCGGGAGUAUCGGUCCAGCAGCGAAACUUGGACUAUGACGGUGAAACUCUAGAAGCAGCAAAACAGGCUGUUAAAGCUGGGUCAAGUUACAUGAAGGUAGCACGGGAGUACAACAUACCCAAGUCAGUGUUAUGGCGGAGGUGUCAGCGGGAGGGAGUGCUGAGGGAGGAGACGCCUCGCUCCUACAACUAUUCCCCAGAUGAUCUCAACCAGGCACGAGAGAUGCUACUGAAUGGCUGUACGCUCUCACACAUUGUAAAAGAAACUAAGAUCCCCAAAACGACAUUAUUCCGCUUGAAAGAACAGUUAGUGCGCGAAGGAAAGAUGCCGGCAUCAUGUAUCAACAGACUCAUGAGACCUCGGCGAGUCUCAGAGGUGUCAGUCCAGCAGGCUAUUGCAGCGUGUAAGGAGGGAGGCAUGUCACAGAGUCAAGCCUCUGAAAAAUACCAGGUAUCAAAAACAACUGUGUGGCGUCGCCUUAAACAACUAAAGCAAGAAGACUCCACUGCAGACUCUGAUGUUAAAAUUGAGGUCAUAGAAAACCUACAGAGUGACCAUUUAAACAACACCUACGACGAAGAGAUCCCCAUGAAGUACACCGAGGACGGAGCCUUGAGGUACGUAGAGACCGUCACCAGCCAGAGUCACGUGGAGAAGACCCUCGACUACACCACCGUCACCACAAGUUACAACACCUCAGGGAACACUGAAAAAAUCCUUCACAGACGAGACCAAAAUAUCCAGGAGCCGAAGAUACAGAACAGUAAAGGCGACGCUCUGGCAACAGUGUCCGACUCUUCCAUGGUGACUAGUGAAGGACGGGAUAUUGUGAUGACAUCGUCGCAGUCGUCAUCUUUUAUGAAGAGCGACCACCUGGGGAUACUGACCAAUGAGGGGCACAUAAUCCACAGUGGAGGUCCUCUGACCAUCACCCAGGGAGGCAAGAUUAUGACCGAGACAGAAGGCUCAGCAGAUGGUCCUGGGAACCCUCGAUUUGAACUUGAGAUGCCUCUUAUGAACUUGCCAGGGGGAGGUUACCAGGUUGUUGGCAGUGAGAUAGUGAUCGGCGGACAACAGAUGGUGGUGCUGGAGCCGCCUGAAUCGUCCCAACACCACCAGACUAACCCUGACCAUCACCACCUGGUUGUGGCCUCCUUCAGCCAGAUGGAUGGUCUUGAUGAUCUGUCGAAGGUGGAUAGAACAGUUAAUGUAGAUAAUUUACAACCUGCAGCACAACAUGGGACAAUGACCGGCCAGACUGAUACAGGAGCUGAAGCCUCUCAGAAUCUUUCAUAACAGUUGGAACCUCCAGCAUACUGUACAAGAGAUCCACAUCGGAAUGUUUCAGACUGCCGCUUGCUGUUGUUGAUUAAGAAAUGUACAGCAAGUCAAGUACAAUUUUCUUACUACAAGCUUGUUAAAUAUUGUUAUUUUAUAUUGAACUCAAGUGUAAAAGUUGUGUUACUGAUUUUUUAAAAGCACAAGAAUGUACAGUACUACAGUACAGUAAUAGAUUUUGAAUAUUUUUACUUGAAAUUCCAAAGUUUAAAUGUAUAGGAUAAUUUAACACACUUGUCUAUAUGUGCUGUUAGGGCUAAAAGUUAUUGUUGUUAUCCCAGGUUACAGCCAAACAAAGGUCUGUGGUGAUGCACUGUUGUUGUGGCAGUACAGUAUGACCUCAUUCACCUUCUGCAUAAAGGACAACUCCUGUUUCUGUAAAGACCCUUAUACAGUAUUAGGGCUCUGAUCACAGGAGGAAAGUGAAACACUGCAUUGAAAUGGUCCAAACAGUUUAAUUAAUCCAAACUUAAUUUGGAGAUUUAUAAAGGCUCUGAGCCCAUGCACUUACUGUACCUUAUUGCCUAAAACAUGUCUCUCAGUCCAGCUUUGGUUAUAAAAUGGGAGUUAGGAACUUGAGGGUCAAUCUUCCAUUCACCUUUAUGUAUACCUUUAUUAAAAAUAUUAAAUUGGGUGACACAACCAGUUUCAA
Homarus americanus (American lobster) is the source of this 3296-nucleotide messenger RNA. RefSeq lists its product as uncharacterized. Gene Ontology annotation, cellular component: nucleus. Gene Ontology annotation, molecular function: protein binding; DNA binding. Gene Ontology annotation, biological process: regulation of transcription by RNA polymerase II. Bases 326 to 2602 code for a protein of 758 amino acids. The transcript is spliced from 15 exons. The record is from RefSeq and is a predicted model, not a curated record. NCBI's taxonomy places the organism in Eukaryota, Metazoa, Arthropoda, Malacostraca, Decapoda, Nephropidae.